GCACAUUCUGCUGAGUCUGCAAGAAAAAUUAAAGAAGAAAUGACCACUCUUCUCAAGGCUGGUGGUUUUAACUUAAGAAAAUGGCGUUCAAACUUACUUGAACUGUCCGAUAUCCCUAUUGAUCUGCAAAAAGAAGAAUUUUAUUUCAAGCAGCCUGAAUCUACGAAAGCUUUGGGCCUUCGGUGGAAUCCCAAAAGUGAUAUUUUUAUUUUUCAUCCAAUAGAGAUAAGAACCGACGACGCCCCAACCAAACGACAACUGCUUUCGGAAAUCUCAAAAAUCUUCGAUCCCUUAGGCUGGCUAUCUCCGGUCACUAUAAAGCUCAAAAUCCUAUUCCAAGAAACAUGGAAAACCGAGCUGACUUGGGACCAAACCGUUCCACGGGAUAUUGCCCUAGAAUGGAACAACAUCAAGGCGGAUUUACCCCAUAUAUCUCAAUUUAAGAUACCCCGCUGGAUUCGAACUCAAGAGUCGGAUGUCAUCGAACUUCACGGUUUUUGCGACGCCAGCACAAAAGCCUACGCAUGCGUUGUAUAUUGCAGGAUCCUAAGAAACGAUAUAGCGCAAAUAUCCUUAGUUGCGGGAAAAUCAAGAGUUGUACCUCUGAAAAAAUCUCAAUCAAUCCCACGAUUAGAACUCUGCGGAGCUCUCUUACUGACUAAGCUUAUGGAAAAAAUUAUAUCUUCAUUAUCAAGCUAUCAGGUUCAAGUUUAUGGCUGGGUAGAUUCUAUGGCAGUGCUUGGAUGGCUAAAAGGCGAUCCCGAAAAAUGGAAACCCUUUGUAGCGACAAGGGUGAGAAAAAUAUGUGACGUAAUCCCUAGAGAUAACUGGCGAUACGUCAAAUCUAAAGAAAAUUCUGCUGACUGCGCAAGCCGCAGUUUAUCAGCAGCCCAAUUAGCUGAACAUUCUCUUUGGUGGAAAGGACCCAGCUGGCUACCUUCCUUCGAUCCCGAAAAUUAUCCUGUCGAUGUAUCCUAUGACACGACGGAAGAUCUCAGGAAAAAGAAGUUAGUAAACAUCGCCACUACAAACUUCAAUACCUCUAUAAUUAAACAAUUAUUAAAUAAAAUUAGUAAACUGAGAACUGUAAUACGAGUUAUAGCCUACGUUAACAAAUUCAUUGACAUAUAUUUACACCGAAAUAAUAACGUGACUUACCUUACAUUGCAAGAUCUCAAACGCGCAACAAAUAUGUUAAUAAAACAAGUGCAACAGGAGUACUUUUUUAAAGAAAUCUCACAUCUCCAGAACGGCGAAUCUCUAAAUAAUAAAAGCCAGAUCUUAAAUCUUAAUCCUAUUUUAGACGCCGACGGAAUAUUACGUGUCGGUGGACGGCUGAAACAUUCGCAUUUGAGUCCCGAUAUUAAACAUCCCAUCAUCAUCCCAAAUCAGUCAAAACUGGCAGAUCUCAGAAUGUGCGUCAAGUGUCGUAAAAACGAACCCAUACUGAAAAAUCAGCUGAUGGGAGACUUACCCCCAUCCCGAAUAAUUCCCAGUCGACCUUUCUACCAUACAGGAUUAGACUAUACUGGACAUAUUUUAGUAAAAGCUAAUAAGGGUCGUGGCAUAAAAACAACCAAAGGAUAUGUCGCAGUAUUUGUCUGUAUGGUAACUAAGGCCAUACACCUGGAGUUAGUGUCCGACCUUACUGCGUCAGCGUUUAUUGCAGCGCUCAGACGUAUGUCGGCAAGAAAGGGUCUUCCUGGUCACCUCUACAGUGAUCAAGGAACGAACUUUAUAGGAGCUAAUAAAAUCCUUAGACAAGAGUACUCCGAAAUCUCCAGAAUCUUAUCAAGCCAGGACAACCUCGCCGCUAUCUCUGAGAUGAACAUCGAGUGGCAUUUCAACGCCCCAUCCUGGCCAUCUGCAGGCGGGCUGUGGGAAGCCGCUGUAAAGAGCUUAAAACAUCAUUUAAAGAGGGUCGUCGGAGAGCAGAAAUUGACAUACGAAGAGUACAGUACACUAUUAUCCCAACUUGAAGCCUGUUUAAACUCGCGACCACUCUGCCCCUUAUCAGAAGAUCCUGAGGACAUAAAUUUUCUAACCCCGGCUCACUUUUUGGCAAGCGGGCCCAAUUUGACCUUAUAUGAUACGGAAAGUGAUCUCAGAACUCGUUGGUACUUAGUACAAAAAAUCUACAAUGAUAUUUGGACUCAGUGGAAAAAUGAAUAUCUCACACAGCUAUCGACUAGAGCAAAAUGGAGAAAAUCUCAAAAGAAUCUUAACCUCAAUGAUAUCGUCAUCAUAAAAGAUGAAAAUCUCCCUCCCGGAAAAUGGGCUCUAGGUCGAGUAGUAGAAAUUCAUCCCGGAACAGACGGCCUAGUCAGAGUCGUCACCCUAAAAACUAAGAACGGUUUAUUAAAACGACCCAUUGUCAAGCUCGCGUUAUUGCCAGUGAAUGAAACCUCCAAUCCUUCCCCGGAUAAGGAACAAGAGAAAAACUCAAAUUAAACGAAGUCCAAUCGUAUCUCAUAUUCUAAAAUCUCAGAAUUGGCACUUAAAAAAUAUAUUAAUAUUAAUUACCUCGAAACAAUAAUUUGUUUAGAAAUAAAACAUAUAAGACACCGUGCGAAGAUAUCACAUUGCAACUCGGGCACGAGUUCGAAGAAUUAAAACAUUAUAAUAAUAUUAUUACGAUGAAUGAAUCAUUUGUAAUUGGAAACGCACAGAAGCGCCGGCGCCGAGGCUUAAUAGAUGAAGUUAUAGGCUAAGUUGUAUAUAUUAUAUUUCUUUUAGAUACUGAUUUACCCGCUGAGAUUGAUCCCAAUAAUAACUCAAAAUCUUAAGACAGUUCGACUCUGUUGAGAAAAGUGUUGAUGCUCUAAAGACGAAUGAUCCGUAUUUGCUGCUGUAGUGCUGUACUGAAGACGGCGGCAGAGGCUUCAGCGUCGGGAGUCUUCGAGACCUCUAGAGGCGCAGCCGGCUAGAGCGUCUUCCUCCACGCCCCCCGAAGGAACUGAGUUAAGUGAGUGUUGUGUAGUUAGGGAAAAUGGGCAAUCUUUAGCUAAAAUGAAAAGUGUAAGUGUGAGUGAUC
Aricia agestis (brown argus) is the source of this 3034-nucleotide messenger RNA. RefSeq lists its product as uncharacterized. The record is from RefSeq and is a predicted model, not a curated record. Gene Ontology annotation, molecular function: nucleic acid binding. The transcript has 2 exons. Gene Ontology annotation, biological process: DNA integration. Lineage: Eukaryota; Metazoa; Arthropoda; Insecta; Lepidoptera; Lycaenidae. Bases 40 to 2451 code for a protein of 803 amino acids.